AUGGGAAUUAAGCACUCGUCCCGCUGCAUGCUCCUCAGGAGGAAAAUGGCGGAGUCUGAGAGCAUUGAGGUAAGUGUGAGAGAGACACCUUAUGCUUUUCGGAAUGAAAAGAGAGAGAGAGAGAGAGAGGGCUCUGUCAGACCGCGGCCAAUCCGCAUCGUUCAAUCCCAGUCAACACAGCCCACCUCGUUGCCCAAGCCGGUGCCUUCCAUCCAGCACGCCUCGCGGCCUUCUCUGCCGCCGCACACGCCUCACGCUGCCGGCCUUCCCAGCUGUCCCGGGCGGGGGAAGAUGUCCAAGAGCCCAGAGGACAUGACCUCACGAGACUACUACUUUGACUCGUAUGCCCACUUUGGCAUACAUGAGGAGAUGCUGAAAGACGAAGUGAGGACGCUCACCUACAGGAACUCCAUGUACAACAACAAGCACGUCUUCAAGGACAAGAUCGUGCUGGACGUCGGAAGCGGGACGGGGAUUCUGUCCAUGUUCGCGGCCAAAGCGGGCGCCAAGCACGUGUAUGGGAUUGAAUGUUCCAGUAUAUCAGAGUACUCAGAGAGGAUCAUCAAGUCCAACCACCUCGACAGUGUGAUCACCAUCUUCAAGGGCAAGGUGGAGGAGGUGGAGCUUCCUGUUGAGAAGGUCGACAUCAUAAUAUCUGAGUGGAUGGGCUACUGCCUCUUCUAUGAAUCCAUGCUCAACACCGUCAUCUUUGCCAGAGACAAGUGGCUGAAACCCGGUGGAUUCAUGUUUCCUGAUCGCGCCUCUCUGUACGUGGUGGCCAUAGAGGACAGGCAGUACAAAGACUUCAAAAUACAUUGGUGGGAGAACGUGUAUGGCUUUGACAUGACCUGUGUCCGUAACGUGGCCAUGAUGGAGCCACUGGUGGACGUGGUGGACCGCAAACAGGUGGUGACAAACUCCUGCCUCAUCAAGGAGGUGGACAUCUACACAGUGAAGACCGAGGACCUCUCAUUUACAUCAGCGUUCUGCCUGCAGAUCCAGAGGAACGACUACAUUCAUGCACUGGUCACCUACUUCAACAUCGAGUUCACCAAGUGCCACAAGAAGACUGGUUUCUCCACCGCACCAGAUGCUCAAUACACCCACUGGAAGCAGACAGUGUUUUACCUGGAGGACUAUUUGACGGUGCGGAGAGGGGAGGAGAUAGUCGGCAGCAUAGACAUAAAGCCCAAUGAGAAGAACAUUCGCGACUUGGACUUCACCUUCGAGCUGGAUUUCAAAGGGCAGCUGUGUGAAGCGGCCAUAUCCCAUGACUACAAGAUGCGCUAA
Cyclopterus lumpus (lumpfish) is the source of this 1290-nucleotide messenger RNA. RefSeq names its product protein arginine N-methyltransferase 8-B (gene prmt8a). Gene Ontology annotation, cellular component: plasma membrane. The coding region runs from base 1 to 1290 and encodes 429 amino acids. Gene Ontology annotation, biological process: peptidyl-arginine methylation. The transcript is spliced from 10 exons. NCBI's taxonomy places the organism in Eukaryota, Metazoa, Chordata, Actinopteri, Perciformes, Cyclopteridae. The record is from RefSeq and is a predicted model, not a curated record. Gene Ontology annotation, molecular function: protein-arginine N-methyltransferase activity.